Messenger RNA from Angiostrongylus costaricensis, 2973 nucleotides. The record is from the annotation of a GenBank genome assembly. NCBI's taxonomy places the organism in Eukaryota, Metazoa, Nematoda, Chromadorea, Rhabditida, Metastrongylidae.
AUGUUCAGAUGUUGCCGAAUGUUGUUUGGCAGGCGCCGUGUCUUACACUCACGUACUGUAAGAAUUGGGUACGGUCCAGUUGGUGGUGACAGUGGUUCUGGAUUUGCCCCAAACAAAGUUUGCAAUCAGAAGUACAACAUUUUCAGUUUCGUGCCACUGGUCCUCUUUCAACAGUUCAAGUUCUUUUUGAAUUUGUACUUUUUGUUGAUGGCAUGCAGUCAGUUUAUACCCGCUAUCCAAAUUGGAGCUCCUAUUACCUAUUGGGGUCCUCUUGGGUUUGUAUUAACGAUAACACUAAUUCGUGAAGCACUGGAUGAUUUCGUACGUUUUUUGCGAGAUAAAGAGCUAAAUGGUGAAAAGUACGAACGGCUUACGAGAGAUGGUACAAGAGUGGAGGUGAACAGCAGUGAUAUUGAGGUGGGCGACGUCAUUAUAAUAGGUAAAGAUCGACGUGUACCUGCUGAUGUGGUUCUCUUACGUACCACCGAGAGAUCAGGAGCAUGUUUCAUCCGUACUGAUCAGUUAGAUGGUGAAACUGAUUGGAAGCUGCGUGUUGCUGUUCCAUUUACACAGCAUCUUAUGAGUGAAGCUGAAAUCAUGGAAAUUAAUUGCGAAAUUUAUGCGGAGAAACCUCAGAAAGAUAUCCAUGCCUUUGUCGGAACGUUUAAGGUAACCACCGAUGAUCAAGUGCAAGAUGGAUCGUUGAACGUUGAGAAUGUGUUGUGGGCAAAUACUGUUCUUGCUAGUGGAACUGCCGUCGGAAUAGUUGUAUACACAGGAAGAGAAACCCGCUCAGUAAUGAACACCACCUUACCAGAAAGUAAGGUCGGUUUGUUAGAUCUUGAGGUUAACAAUCUAACGAAGUUACUUUUCGUAUUUGUAAUGGUGCUAGCCUCUGUAAUGGUUAUUAUGAAAGGAGUAGAUACCAACUGGUAUCGUUACCUCAUGCGUUUCGUCCUCUUGUUUUCGUAUAUCAUCCCAAUUUCGUUGAGAGUGAAUCUUGACAUGGCUAAGUUGGUUUACGCUUGGCAAAUUGGACGCGAUAAACAAAUUCCGGAAACAGUCGUACGUUCGUCAACAAUACCUGAGGAACUUGGGCGAAUAUCUUUCCUGCUUUCUGACAAAACGGGUACACUCACGAAAAAUGAGAUGCACUUCAAGAAGAUCCAUCUUGGUACGGUGGCGUUCAAUUCAGAUGCUUUUGAAGAAGUUGCCCAACAUGUUGCCAGUGCUUAUUCUGGUCGACUGGCAAGAUAUUCAUUUUCGGCGAAACUUCAGAUGGCAGUGGAAGCUAUUGCUUUAUGUCAUAAUGUAACACCUAUAUCUGAAGGAGGGAGUGUUUCUUACCAAGCCGCUAGUCCCGACGAGGUCGCCCUCGUCAAGUGGGCAGAAACUGUUGGAGUUAGAUUAGCUCAACGCGAUCUGCAUUCUAUUCAACUGCAGCUUAAUAUAGGGCAAACGCGACAGUUUCAGAUUUUGCAUGUCUUUCCGUUCACUAGCGAAACGAAACGUAUGGGAAUAAUUGUGAAGGAUGAAACAACGGAUGAAAUUUCAUUGUUAAUGAAAGGUGCGGAUACCGUUAUGGCAGGCAUGGUGCAAUACAAUGAUUGGCUCGAAGAGGAGUGUAGUAACAUGGCUCGCGAAGGUCUGCGGACUUUGGUGGUGGCUAAGCGUGUUCUAUCCGCUGCUGAGUUAGAAGCUUUUGAUCGUGCAUACCAUGCUGCUAAGAUGUCUAUUACUGAGAGAUCGCAAACCAUGCAAAGCUGUGUGAAUCGUAUGCUUGAGAAGGACCUUCAGCUUUUGUGCUUGACGGGUGUUGAGGACAGAUUACAGGAUCAAGUUACGACGUCUUUGGAACUUCUUCGUAAUGCUGGGAUCAAAAUUUGGAUGUUGACCGGUGACAAACUUGAAACGGCCAUUUGCAUCGCAAAAUCAAGUGGUCUAUUUUCGAGGACAGAUAACGUGCAUGUUUUCGGAUCGGUUAAGAAUAGAACUGAGGCUCACAGUGAGCUUAAUGCUUUGAGAAGGAAAAGUGAUGUGGCUCUUGUGAUGCAGGGGUCUGCUCUUAACGUCUGUCUUCAAUAUUAUGAAGCUGAGGUUGCCGAGCUGGUUUGUGCUUGCACCGCUGUUGUGUGCUGCCGAUGUUCUCCUGAACAGAAGGCUCAAAUUGUGCAGCUUUUGCGCAAAUAUCGCUCUCCAUUACGAGUUGCAGCUAUAGGUGAUGGAGGGAAUGACGUAAGCAUGAUACAGGCUGCUCACGCUGGAAUUGGAAUUGACGCCAAUGAAGGAAAGCAAGCUUCCUUAGCAGCAGAUUUUUCGAUAACUCAAUUUUCGCAUGUUUGCCGGUUAUUGCUUGUUCAUGGUCGUUUUUGUUACAAGAGAUCAUGUGCGCUUUCGCAGUUUGUCAUGCAUAGGUCACAUAACCCUUCUAAGUUUUCAGAGCUAUUUUUUCAUGUGUAUUUUACUUCUUAUUCCACUGCGUACACUAUGCUUCCUGUAUUCUCUUUGGUUGUUGAUCGUGAUGUUACUGCCAGUAACGCACUAACAUAUCCAGAACUGUACAAAGAACUCGGAAAAGGCCGAUCGUUGUCCUACAAAACGUUCUGCAUAUGGGUCAUGAUCAGCCUUUACCAAGGAGCAGUGAUAAUGUAUGGAGCGUUGUUGGUAUUCGAUGCAGACUUCAUCCAUGUUGUCUCGAUUUCUUUUUCUGCACUUAUUGUCACGGAACUUAUAAUGGUCGCAAUGACAGUGCACACCUGGCACUGGGCGAUGUUACUCGCUCAGGCACUAUCUCUGGCACUUUACGCAGCUUCACUGAUUGUGCUCGACCAAUAUUUCGACCGGCAGUUCGUACUUUCGUGGAUAUUUAUCUCGAAGACUACAGUGAUAACAGCUGUAUCUUGUCUUCCUUUAUACGUUGUGAAAGCACUUCGGCGAAAGUUCUCUCCUCCUUCUUAUGCUAAAGUGAACUGA